GGAUAUAAAACCUUCCACCCGUUCAAUCGUUCCAUUUUUAACACUGAUUGCCCGUCAUAAUGUUCCAAUCCGUAUUAGUUCUAGUACUUUUCCCGAUCGUCGUUUACUUGAUACUACGAUGGAAGCAUCGUCGUUUCUAUAGGAUAUCUUCUGAACUGCCAGGUCCCGUCAACUAUCCACUUAUCGGUUGUGGCCAUCUGUUCAUCGGCAAGUCCAACGAGGAGCAGUUUGCCAUCCUGAAUGAUAUCACCAAAACGUAUCCGUCACCGUGUAGAGCAUGGCUCGGUCCCAAACUAUUCGUUUUCAUCGACAACCCGGAAGAUAUGCAGGUGAUCUUGAACUCGCCGAAUUGCCUGGAGAAGGCCGACUUGUAUCGAUUUUUCCGCUGUGAGAAAGGACUUUUUUCUUCGCCUGCUAGCAUUUGGAAAGUUCACCGUAAAUUGCUGUCACCGUGCUUUAGCCCGGCGAUAUUGGCCAGUUUUGUGUCGAUAUUCAACGUGAAGAGUGAAAUAUUGGUGCAGAGGCUCGAGAAGAACUUGGGACAAGGAGCUUUCAAUUUGUUUGGAGAUAUUUCAAGAUGUACUUUGGAUAUGAUAUGUGCUACUACCUUGGGAACGAAUAUGGACUUGCAAAGCAACGAAGGCACCGAGUUUAUAAAAUCUAUUGAAGAUGCCUGUGAAUUGAUCAACUGCCGUCUGUAUAAGUUCUGGCUUCACCCAGAAUGGAUUUAUCAAAGAACUAAAUACUAUAAAGAAGAAAAGUACUGCUACGAAAAAGCGUACGAAAUGUCUCGCAAAAUUUUGAAAAUGAAGCAAGAGGCUAGGAGUAAAUCAAGGAACACUUUGAACAACAACGACAACAUCCUUUCGAAGAGUCCGCAGAUCUAUAUAGACCAGAUCCUACGUUUAGCAGAAGAAACGGACGUAUUCGAUAACCAAGCUAUUAAGGACGAGUUGGAUACCAUAAUCGUCGGAGGAAACGAAACUUCGGCAUUGACCUUGUCACAUGUGAUGCUUAUGUUAGCCAUUCACCAGGAUAUCCAACAAAAAGUAUACAACGAAAUUGUGAACGUGAUCGGAAGCUGCGAUCCGUCAAUACCGGUUCACAAUGAUCAACUUUCUAAACUGAUCUACACAGAAAUGGUGAUGAAAGAAACGAUGAGAUUGUUCCCCGUUGGUCCAGUAGUGGCCAGAACUUGCACUUCACCAACCCGUAUUUCCAAAACCACCAUUCCGGCGGGUACCAACAUAGUCCUGGGAGUCUACAACGUGCACCGGAAUCCAAAACAUUGGGGACCAGAUGUGGACCGUUUCGAUCCGGAGCACUUCUUCCCGGAACGGGUAGCAGAACGGCAUCCCUACUCGUUCCUGCCGUUCAGUGGAGGACCCCGCAACUGUAUCGGCUACAAGUACGGUCUGAUGUCGAUGAAGAUAAUGCUGUGUCAUCUGUUGCGUGCUUAUCGAUUCCGAUCGCCACUUAAAAUGGACCAGCUGCAGCUGAAAAUGAGUAUCACACUGAAGAUUGCGAACCGGCAUAUGGUGACGGUGGAGAGGAGGAACGGAUGAGGGAUUUAUUAGAUAGGUUUCCAUUGUACAAGCUACUUAGUAAUUAUAAGUUGUUAUCGACAAUAAAUUGUAUCUUCUGGAUGUGAUUUUGAACAAACAACAAUUAUGAAAUAUAACAUAAUAGGGGUAUUCACUUAAA
Messenger RNA from Aedes aegypti (yellow fever mosquito), 1704 nucleotides. Its product is annotated as cytochrome P450 4c21. Bases 60 to 1565 code for a protein of 501 amino acids. The record is from RefSeq and is a predicted model, not a curated record. Lineage: Eukaryota; Metazoa; Arthropoda; Insecta; Diptera; Culicidae. The transcript is spliced from 4 exons. Gene Ontology annotation, molecular function: oxidoreductase activity, acting on paired donors, with incorporation or reduction of molecular oxygen; iron ion binding; heme binding.